AUGGCGACAGAAGCUCACCACGACCUGCCGAACCGCGGAUCCUUCACCACCAGGGACAUCAUCCACGACAUAUGGGCCACGGUCAACCUGCCCCAGGAGGCGCUCGCGGCGCUGCACCUCCCCGGCGCAGACACAGGUCCGGCUCUCCCGUCGUCAUUCAAGAUCGGCCCCCUGGCACAAGCGUCGAUCGCGCUCUCUGCCCUCGCCGCGCGGCUCGUCCGCUCCACGAGCGAGGCGGCGGCGGACGGCGGCGGCGGCAGCCUCCUGCGCGCGGUGCGCGUGCCCGCCGCCCACGCAGUCAUCGAGUUCAAGUCCAACAGCCUGUAUGAGCUCCGGAGAAACGAGAGGCCGCUGCCUCGGUCGUCGCACAACCCGGUGGGCGGGAUGCACGGCGCGUCCGACGGGCACGUCCUCAUCCACGACCUGUUGCCCAACCACGUCGGCGCGGCGCUGGAGCUGCUCGGCCUGCCAGGCGACGCGACGAGGCAGCGCGUCGCGGGCAAGGUGGCGCAGUGGGACAAGACGGACCUGGAGGAGGCGGCCACGGGCGCGGGCGGCGCGGCCAUCUACGCGCUGCGCUCGUGCCUGUCGGGGCUGCGCGUCGUCGAGCUCACGCGCGUCAUUGCCGGGCCCCUGGCCGGCAAGACCCUGGCCGCCCACGGCGCCGACGUGCUGUGGGUGACGUCGCCGAGCCUGCCGACCGUGCCGGCGUUGGACGUGGACCUGGGCAGGGGAAAGCGGCACGUCCACCUCGACAUGCACGACGCGCGCGACAAGCAGCGGCUGCUGGAGCUGCUCCGGACCUGCGACGUCUUUGUCCAGGGGUACAGGCCGUCCAGCCUCGCCGCGCACGGGCUGUCCGAGGAGGAACUGGUCCGGGCGAACCCGGGCAUCAUAUGUGCCAGCGUGUCGGCGUUUGGCCCUGCCGGUCCGUGGGCUCGCCGUCGAGGCUUCGACAGCCUCGUCCAGGCCUGCUCCGGGAUCAACGUGUCCGAGGCGGAGCGCGCCGGCCAGGGGGAAACGUCCAGGGCGCUUCCGUGCCAGGCCCUGGAUCACGGAAGCGGCUACCUGCUCGCCACGGGCGUCAUGGCGGCCGUCCAUCACCGGGCCGUGCGUGGAGGCGCCUGGCGGGUUCACGUGUCACUGGCCGGGACCAUGAAGUAUCUACGCAGCCUGGGCCAGUACCCCGGCGCGACCGGAUUCGCCGUCAGUGACUAUGUCAAGGGCGAGAAUGUUCCCGCCGAGACGCUGGUCACGACCGAGACAGCAUGGGGCACCUUGACGGCCGUGAGGCACAGUGCCGAGAUCGAGGGCUGCGAAGUGGGCUGGGACUUGAUGCCCUGUCCCCCCGAAGACAACGAGGCCGUCUGGGCCUCGUGA
Messenger RNA from Metarhizium album ARSEF 1941, 1380 nucleotides. RefSeq names its product CAIB/BAIF family enzyme. Lineage: Eukaryota; Fungi; Ascomycota; Sordariomycetes; Hypocreales; Clavicipitaceae. The coding region runs from base 1 to 1380 and encodes 459 amino acids. The record is from RefSeq and is a predicted model, not a curated record. Gene Ontology annotation, molecular function: catalytic activity. The transcript has 2 exons.